UUCUUCAUCCCUGGUCACAGCGGAAAGUAUUUGUUGACUGUCAGUGGUGGCGAUGAGGUGUCGAUAUGGUAUCUAGAGCCGGAUCUUAGAAGAUCCUGGAAGAUACUUAACUGGAAUAUUCAAGGAGUAAUUAGCAAUGCGGUUCCUAACAGUGACGGCUGGGCUCGCGCAACAAUAGCUCUAUCGCACACUUCAGACCGGUGCGCAUUCUUCAACUUUUUUUUCUUCUGAGCGUGAGUUAAACGAAUUCCAGACGUAGAUACAUCACCCUGUACAACCUGACCUUUUGUGAUGAUGGGAGAGGACACCCAACAGCCACCUACGAGCAGAUCUUCGAGGGUGAAUUCCCUGAUCGGUUGGAGAUUCUUCGUGGGAACCUUAUCGGGAUGUAUAGGAGGUUUCGCCUCGGAGGGUAUCUGUUCAAUUAUCAGAGUCAAGUGACGAUCGAACUCCAAGGUGUAGCAGCUCAACCUUUCGGCCUAUGUUUGGCAAAGGAAGUUCUUAGCAAUUGCGUUAUAAUAGUUCAGUCUCUGAGCAUCAGCAUCUUUGCGUUGCCUGAAAUCGCGCGGGAUACCGAACCUCGACCAGGGGAAGCAAGGGUAUUCCAAGCACAACAUAUUUCUACCGCCCUCUGUUCUGAAGGUAGUGCAUGGAGCUCCGCCGUCAUCAUUCCCUACUGCGCUCCCUAUCCAGCGCAACGUGCAAGUCCUCCCUCUCAGCCUAUCUCCAUCCUUAUCCACGAACGGGAAAUAAUGGAAUCCGUAGGCACCCUGAACCAUUUCCUCGUCUAUGACUCACCAGGGUACUCCCCUAAAUCGUCUAUUCUCCGUACUCGCUCCCCAAAUAACCUUCCGAGCGCUGGCAGUUUCACCGAAACCAAUCUCUACGUAGCUCAAAUUCGUACCGGUGUGCAUCCAUAUUUCCUCGAUGUUGUGGCUUCUCCGACAAGCGGAAGAGGGCUAUGGUUAGAAUGGAGGAGUCAAUCGAUCGGGCGAGUCGUCCUCUUUGAUGCUGGUGACGGUGUUAUAGAUGACCCGUCAGGAAAAUUAAGUGAUAUUGGACCAUUUGAUGAUACAGGGUCUACUCGAAGGGGAUCGAGAAUCGGAGCUAAAGAUAUAGCGGACGCUUUCAGAGAUUGUACGGACUUUUCUUUGGAUGAUGGAACUGGGCGGGUGGUUGUCGUUGCUAGUCACGGACAAGUCCACAUCUUGCAGUUCGGGACCGCGUGAAACCAAUGCUGUAGUUUAUUCUGACCCUGCGCAGCCCGGGCCCGUCUUCUUGUACGAGUUGGCAGGCACAUGCCAUCCAGCUUGAGGACCGCGAACUCUAGAGUUGGUUUUCUGCUCGGAGCAGAUAUUUUACCGUGUCAUGUUUUGCACCGUGCUUCGACUGGUUUGGCUUAGCUAGGCCGGUGACUCCUAGACUAGCAGUACUUCGCGUCAUCCGCGCCAUCUCA
This is a messenger RNA of Cantharellus anzutake, 1456 nucleotides long. RefSeq lists its product as uncharacterized. The record is from RefSeq and is a predicted model, not a curated record. The coding region runs from base 387 to 1229 and encodes 280 amino acids. The transcript is spliced from 3 exons. Lineage: Eukaryota; Fungi; Basidiomycota; Agaricomycetes; Cantharellales; Hydnaceae.